AUGUACCUGAGGAGUGUUGCCCAUGUCCCUCACCUGCUCCGUGCUGGGAUCUGGCAGCACCCUCAGAGGUUAAUCCAGCGAGGUCGAUCUGGAUGGUGCCAUUACAAAGCUGUGAUCUUUGAGGCAAGCGGAGUGCUCCUCCCAUCCCCUUACAAGACCAUUGUGGACUGGGAGGCCCGGAACUGGAUUCCAGCUGGCACCAUCCAGCAAGCCAUGCUCUCUGGAGAGGAAACCAGUCCCUCCCAGAAGUAUGCAAGAGGAGAGCUGACACCUGUGGAGUUUUUGCAGGAACUGGGACAGCAGUGCUUUGAGAUUGCAAAGGUCCAUGUUCCAGUGGACUCUUUUCUCUUGGACUUAAUCAGAACUGAGAUGAUAAAACAGCUCCCCAUAAUGGCAGAAGCAGUACAGUGUAUCCGUGCAGAAGGCCUUAAGACAGCUCUUCUAAACAACAGCUUCUGCUGGCUGGAUGGGAAGGGCUUUCUGCCCCUGGACCCAAAGCACUUUGAUGUGAUGGUUGAGCCGUAUCGGGAAGGGAUGCGCAAGCCAGAUCCUCGUAUCUACAAGCUGUGCUUGGAGCGCUUGGGUGUUCAGCCCCAGGAAUCCAUCUUCCUUGACAACAGCAGCCAGAACCUAAGGGCAGCAGCCCAGCUUGGCAUUAAAACAGUGAAGGUUGAUGAUCCAGAAGCAGCUCUUAAAGAGCUGGAAACCUGUCUGGGUUUUCCAUUGCAAGGGUUUGUUCCAUAUACUUGUUCAGUGAGACCAGACAUGGAAAUCCCAAAAGAUCAUCUGCAGAAGUACCUUGAAAAUGUUUUUGGUGACCAUGCCACAGGCCCACUGGUGGUACGGCAGUUUGGCCGUGGGCAGUUGGCCAGGACCUACCUAGUCAAGUUUGGAGAUCGCUUGCUGGUGCUGAAGAAGGAGCUUUCUGACAGCCUGUGUCCCUUGGGCUCUGCUGUCAGAAGGGAAUACAGGUUGCUGAAGGCACUCGCUGAGGCUGGAGUUCCUGUUCCCACUGUACUUGCUCUCUGUGAGGACAGAAGCACCCUCGGCACAGCUUUCUACCUGAUGGAGCACUGUGCUGGCCGUGUCUACAGCGACGCCUCCCUCCCCACGCUGCAGCCCAGCCAGCGAAGGGCUGUCUAUGCUGCCAUGAGUCAGGUCCUCUCCAAGAUCCACAGUGUAGAUCUCAGAGCAGCCAAGCUGGAGGAUCUUGAGCAGCAUGGUAACUACAUUCAGCAGCAAGUUGAGAGCUGGACAAAGCAGUAUCGAGCUGUGGAGACUGAUGUUAUCCCAGCCAUGGAGAGACUCAUCCAGUGGCUGCCUCUGCAUUUUCCUGAAUCUCAGAAGACAACACUUGUGCAUGGUGACUUCAGGAUGGACAACCUGGUCUUUCAUCCAGACAGGCCAGAAGUCCUUGCUGUCCUUGGCUGGAAGCUUUCAACUCUAGGAGAUCCCAUCUCUGAUUUGGCGAAUAACUGUAUGGCCUACUUCCUGCCACCUCACUUUAGUGCACUCAGAGGCUUGAGGAAGUGUGACUUGGGGCAGCUGGAAGUCCCCACAGCAGAGGAGUAUGCCCAGAUGUACUGUGGCCACAUGGGAGUGGAGCACCCUGAGAACUGGAAUUUCUACCUGGCCUUUGCCUUUUUCCGACUGGCUGCAAUGCUGCAGGGACUCUGCAAACACCCUCUGGCAGGGAGGCCAGCCCCAAGUGAAAACAGCAAGGAGGAUGCACAACUCGUGGCUGAGCUGGCUUGGGAGUUUGCCGUCAAAGAAGGCUUCCGCGUGUUCGACAGCCUCCCCACUGCCACGUCUCUGGCACGGCGUUACAGCACCUGGGCUAGGCCAGGGCCAUUCCUCAGCAGGAGCUACAGCACCUGGCCACGACCUGGGGAGGCUCCUGUGCUCAAAGUCCCCCUGGUCACUGCCCCCACCAGCCUGCUGGGGAUGGCCCUGGGUCUCAGUUGCAAGCUGGAAAAGAUCCUGGCCAUCCAGUGGAGUUUCCUGAUUUCCAAGCCCAGAUGGGCUCCACACCCUCUUCUAGGUCUGAAGGUCUCUGGAGCAGAGCAUCUCAGCAGUGCAGCCCCCAGCCUGAUGCUUCACUCAGACCUGAGCUCCACAUCUGGCUGAAGGUUCACAGGACAGUGCUCUCCAAACCAGAGCUGAGCCACUAGCCACAGUGCUGGGGAGACUCAGGCAGCUGCUCUGGGGUGGGAGAGGUCAUCAUGUUAACAGCAGCUGGGGAAUCUGAGUUUGAGUGGAUCAAAGGUCUGGAUCUGGAGGCUGCAGGAAGUCAAUACCAGCCUUGCAGGGGGAAGCCAGUCAGGAAUAAGCAGGUGAGGCUGGAUUUGGAAAUAAAGAGAAUGGAGCAGGGUUCUCUCCUCCUCCAGCACAAAACCUUCAGCUACCUGCAGAUGUUCAGAGAAUUGUUGAUGGCAGGGAACUGAAUCAAGUCCUCUAGGACUCUGUCCUCAGGGAAGACAUUGGAGCUGAGGCAAUGCCUCUGAAGCUGGGAGGAACCAGGAGGUCUCUCUGACUGCAGUGGAUCUCUGUUUCAUUGGGGACCACAGAGGAUGCAGGCUGGAUCAGGGGGGCUUUCAGUGCUUCACAGAGGCCAGCAGUGAGGGGAAAACUGUAGGAAGAAUCAUGGUAAUUCCUGAGCUUUUUAUGUGUUGU
This is a messenger RNA of Dryobates pubescens (Downy woodpecker), 2673 nucleotides long. RefSeq names its product acyl-CoA dehydrogenase family member 10 (gene ACAD10). The transcript is spliced from 13 exons. The coding region runs from base 1 to 2127 and encodes 708 amino acids. The record is from RefSeq and is a predicted model, not a curated record. Lineage: Eukaryota; Metazoa; Chordata; Aves; Piciformes; Picidae.